This is a messenger RNA of Penicillium vulpinum, 1776 nucleotides long. Its product is annotated as multicopper oxidase. NCBI's taxonomy places the organism in Eukaryota, Fungi, Ascomycota, Eurotiomycetes, Eurotiales, Aspergillaceae. Gene Ontology annotation, molecular function: oxidoreductase activity; copper ion binding. The record is from RefSeq and is a predicted model, not a curated record. The transcript has 3 exons. Bases 1 to 1776 code for a protein of 591 amino acids.
AUGAAGUCCCCUCUAGGCAGUCGCUCUCUUUGGCUUCUAUGCCUCGUCCAAUGGGCAACUGCAGCUACAGUGUUCUUUCCAGUUACCUUGACGUGGUCGGAGAGAAGCGUCGCAGGAGUGACUAGGCCAGUGAUCUCGACAAAUGGCCAGUUUCCUGGUCCCCCGCUGCGGAUCAACCAGGGUGACAAUGUUGAGUUCCUCGUUGAUAACCGGUGCCCGUUCAAUACCACUAUACACUUCCAUGGAAUCGAACAGCUGGGGACUCCCUGGUCCGAUGGAGUUCCUGGUGUCUCUCAGAGAUCCAUCAGACCAAACACUUCGUUCCUGUAUAGAUGGACAGCAACCGAGUACGGUGCCUACUGGUAUCAUGCGCAUCACCGUGGCUCUCUCGAAGAUGGACUUUAUGGACCAAUCUAUAUCACCCCUGCUCCCACUGUUGAAAAGCCCUUUAGUUUGAUCGCAACCGAUCCUGCUGAGUUGAAAGCUAUGACCCUCGCAGAGAAAGAAACCUGUCCCGUCUUGCUUUCGGAGUGGCGCGUGCUUACGUCUGAGGAGAUCUGGGCUGCUGAGAUGGCCUCUGGGACAGAUGCAUUUUGUGCCAAUGCUUUGCUCAUCAAUGGCAAAGGGUCAAUUACCUGCCUGCCACGUGCCGAGAUUGAUGCCCUAACAACGCCCGUUCAGAGGACGAGCCUGGAUGGUCUAAGGCUAACAGAUAUGGCGUGUUUUCCUCCCAAUAUCACGGAAACAGUAUUCAAUUUCCCACACAAUUACGCUGCCAUCCCGCCAACUAUGUUCGAAGGCUGCGUGCCAUCCCAGGGUCCCCAAGAAAUAUUUGCUGUCAACGCAGCCUCUAAAUAUGUCAGUUGGGAUCUCACUAGCACGGCAGGCCUGCUAGAACUCACAUUCUCAAUCGACGAGCACGACAUGUACAUAUACGCCAUAGACGGACGAUACAUCCAGCCCCAAAGGGUCAAUGCAGUCACAAUUCCAAACUCAAACCGCUACUCAGUGAUGAUUCCUCUCACCCAGCCAGCAGGAGACUACGCCGUUCGCAUGGUCAGCGCCAGCAUAAACCAGAUUCUCAACACAACGGCGAUAAUGCGAUACCACGGCCUCCCCCAGCUAACACGUCCAACCAACCCAUGGAUCACAAUCAACAACCAACCCACCACGGCAGAUACCGUUUUCCUAGACGAGUCCCUGGUCGUCCCAUUCCCAGCUCUCGUCCCUUCAAACGAUAUAGCACAAACAUUCUUCCUGAAUAUCGACCAGGUUGGCACUGCCUUCCGCUGGAGACUCGGUAAUACCAGCUACGGACUUGAGCUUGAGGAAGCACAGCCCUUGCUCUUCAACCAGAACUCUAUUCCUCAAGACCUGAUCAUCAGAACGAAGAAUGAUACCUGGAUCGACUUGGUUCUCCAGACGGAUACUAUCCUGCAGCCCCCGCAUCCAAUCCACAAGCACUCAAAUAAGCAUUUUAUUAUCGGUCAGGGGAAUGGGACUUUCAAUUGGGGUUCGGUCGCGGAAGCGGUACAGAUUGUUCCUGGUAACUUUAAUCUACAGACACCGCAGUAUCGUGAUACCUUCCAUACAUUGCCGGCUGUCACUGGUCCGACUUGGACAGUUAUUAGGUAUCAUGUUGUUAAUCCCGGUGCUUUCUUGAUGCAUUGUCAUAUUCAAGUUCAUCAGAGUGGGGGGAUGAUUUUGGCGAUGUUGGAUGGGGUUGAUGUUUGGCCUACUAUUCCGCCGACUUAUUUGAUUGAUUCUGGGUUUUAG